CAUCUCACCGCGCGAGCGUCACGUCGCGGGCCCUAACACAAAACACUCCUGCGUCUUCAGCCAUCGUCUAUGACUCCAUAUCUAAACACGUAUUGAUUCCACUCAUUCACGAACUACCACGAUCAACAUGGCGCGAGGCGCUCGUGGCAGGUCAAACCGAGCCAACCAAUGGGCAACCGGCAGCACGGCUUCUCACAGGCGACCGCAAGCACCGCAAAACAAGAAUGCGUGUGCAAGUCUUGAGACAUUGGAGCGUGAAGAUGAAAAAUUGAACGCGAACUUUACAGAACCGUUUCGUAGCAUGCCGGCCAGCACUUGUGAACCCAAUUACAUCCCCCACGAUGACAUCCCUAGAUCUGGACCGCCCAGAUCAAAUAACGAUAUACGGGAGUACUUCGAGCUAGCUAAACUGCAUGUCGCUGGUGGGACAUGGCUAGAAAAGCCCGAGAUUCCUAGCCCCUCAGAGAUUCUACGUCCGCAACCUGAUAUCAAGAACGGCAAAGAGGCACUCAUCGAGGUUGACGAGACCCUUCGACCACACAAACCAGAAGGUGCAUACAAGGAUGAAGAAGAAUAUCUUGGAACCAAGUACGAGAUCCUACGAGAGGACGCAGUCCGAUCACUCCGCGAAAUCAUCAACGAGAUUCGCACAGAGCCUUUCAAGGAUGAGACGGAAUACAGCGACCAGAGUAUUGGGAUCUACGACCCCGUCUACAUCACAUCACUCGUCUUUUCUCCGCGAGGACUCGCAACGCGUGUUGCUUUCUCACUCAGCCGAGUCAAGAAGCACGUUCGAUGGGAGCAAUCAAAGAGGCUGAUAACUGGUACCCUUGUUGCCUUGUCGCCUACCGACGAUGCCUUUCAGACCCAAUGCGUUCUCGCCAUAGUUGCAGCCCGUCCUAUCUCUGCCCUAGAGCAAAACCCGCCUGAGAUCGACCUCUUCUUCGCGCGUCCCGAAGACCAACAGAUAGAUCCUAUGCGCAAGUGGAUUAUGGUAGAGUGCCGGAGCAGCUUCUUCGAAGCGAGCAGACAUACUCUACUUGCCCUCCAGCAUCUCAUGAGAGAGCCAUUCCCACUGUCGAAGUAUCUGGUCCAAGUCCAGCAGGAGGUUGAGCCUCCACGUUACAUCAAGCACAACCCUUUCGUCAAUCUUAGCUCUCUCGUAAGCAUGGAGGAGAGCGCAGCAUAUGAGAACGUCAACGUAUUGGAAGAUUGGCCUACCAUGUCUUCGCACACUCUGGACAAUUCUCAGAGCAAGGCUUUGAAGCGGAUGUUGACAAGCGAGCUGGCCAUUGUACAAGGCCCCCCAGGAACGGGAAAGACUUUUGUGUCUGUUGUGGCACUGCAGAUAGCCCGCGACAACCUGCGAAGGGAUGAUUCCCCUAUCAUCGUCACUGCACAGACAAACCACGCUCUCGACCAGUUGCUCCGACAUACGUCACAGUUCGAGCCCAAUUACAUCCGUCUGGGAGGCAGAAGUAAGGACAAGGAGAUCAAGAAGCGAACCCUCUUCGAAGUCCGCCAGGAUUUACCCCAGCAAAAACAGCCAGGCAGCCAGAAGGUACAAGCCACUAUCGCACUGAGGAAGCUGACCGGUCAGUGUCAGCUGUUACUGGCGCCGCUGGAAGCUAACAAAGGACCGCUCGAUCAUAAAAUCUUGCAAAGUCUGGGGUUGAUUACCAAGGAGCAGGCCGAAUCACUCGAAAUGGAUUCACAGUGCACUAUGGGGGGCUCACCGACCGAUGUUCCAGGAAUCUUGAUGGAGCAAUGGCUGGGAAGGUAUCUCAAACCGUGUGAUCGACCAAUUGGGCCAGAGCAGUUCGACUGGGGAUACGAAGAAGAAGACUUCGAAGUCGAACAAUUGAAAGAACUUGAGGCGGAAGCCGUGGCUCAGGACGACGAUGAUAUCGAAGCGCUGCGUGGACCAGUGAUACUCCUACGGGACAACUACAAAGGUGCUGGAGAGUCGUUGACCACUGCCGGUAUCUUGAACAUCUUGCGGAAAACGGACGACUUGACGAUGAUUCCAGUUGAUAAGCGCGGUAGCAUCUACAACUACUUCAAACGGGAGGCCAAGAGACUGAUCAAUAUCGAAAUUCGCAAGAUCGCCAGAGGUUAUCAAGAAGCAGUCUUCCAACGUAAGGUAGGUAUGUGGGAGGAAGACGUACGUGUUCUCAGCAAAGCACGCAUCAUCGGUUGCACUACGACGGGUCUAGCAAAGUACCGCGCUCUACUUUGCGCUCUUCGGCCACGCAUCUGUAUCGUCGAGGAAGCAGCCGAGACACUGGAGGCACCUGUUACUGCAGCUUGUUUUCCCAGCAUGGAACACCUCAUCUUGGUCGGUGAUCAUCAACAGCUGCGACCUCACACCCAAGUGCGCGCAUUCGAAGACGAACCCUACUUCUUGAACCUGUCGUUGUUCGAGCGCCUAGUCUGGAACAACGUCGCUUUCGAGACACUUACCCGACAACGACGUAUGAUACCAGAGAUCCGACGUCUCUUGUACCCCAUCUACCAGGAUACCCUCAAGGAUCACAAGAGCGUUAAAGGUCCCGACAAUCGUCCCCCCGUCGAGGGCAUGGGCGGCAACAAUAGCUUCUUCUUCUGCCAUGAGUGGCAAGAGUCCCGAGAUGCCAACAUGUCGGCAGUGAACUCAAUAGAGGCAAAGAUGAUCGUGCAGUUCUUCGACUACUUAGUUCUCAAUGGUGUAGAUGCUACCAAGAUUACGAUAUUGACCUUCUACAACGGCCAACGCAAGGAGAUCCUCCGUGGUAUCAGGGCGCACCCGAAUCUGCGCAUGUACCCCGGCAUCCAGGUUGUCACCGUGGAUAGUUACCAGGGCGAAGAGAACGACAUCGUCCUGCUUUCCUUGGUGAGAUCAAACCACAAGCACUCCAUUGGCUUCCUGAGCUCUGAGAAUCGCGCCUGUGUUGCCCUUUCUCGAGCAAAGCGUGGCUUCUACAUCUUCGGCAACGCAGAGCUUCUAGCUUGCGAGAGUGGUACAUGGGCUUCUGUGGUUGACAUCAUGUUCAAGAACAAGAAGUCGAAAGUGACUACAGGUCAAGAGCGACGCGUGGGCUAUCAGUUUCCGCUCGAAUGCCGGACCCAUGGACGCAAGAUAUGGUGCGAAGUGCCCGAAGACUUCGAACUCAUCAAAGGCGGCUGCGACAUCAAGUGCGAAGGCUCGUUGCCGUGCGGUCAUCGCUGCCCGUAUCCAUGUCACCCUUUCGCACACGACAUGAUCAAUUGCACACAGAAGUGCUCCAAGCGUGUCGAGGCCUGUGGUCAUCCUUGCGUCGCGGAAUGCUGCGAUCCUUGCAAGUGCCACAUGUGUGAGCGUCGCAGUGGAGGCGUCAAGUCAACGCUGAAACCAGCAAACGGGGCGACGUCGUUUCGUGGAGCCCGGCCAAACACGCGAAGCUUAAUGCUCGAAGACACGCUGCCUGCAACCUCUAGACGUGCUGUGCGCUCCGAUACACCCACUGCGCGCAUGACGACUCCGGGAUUUUCAGACUGCAGUACCGAGCAGUGGGAUAAAUACGCUAAUGGCGGUGGUGUCCAGGAAGAUGACGCGCGAGCCUUUGCAAAGAUGAAAGCAGAGGAGGCCGAAUAUCACGCUCGUAGGGUAUUGACACCUCAGACUGGCAUUUCCGCUUCGGACGGCAGGCUUAUUGAGAUGUCGCCAGUGAAAGCAGGACAUGUGUCCAAGAACACAAACCUGCUCCUGGAACUCGAUAUUGAGCCAGAGCCCAACCACCAGACGAGCCGAGCGCAUGUGAGUGCUGCAACUGUCUGUUUCGAUCUUCUGGAUUGAACGCCUCACGGUAAAGUAGCCGCGACGAGUACUUUUAAAAAUCUUUAGCUAACUUUUGUUAGUAUGUAUCCUCCUAGGUACCACAGGUAGGUGGAGAGAUAUUAGACGUUGUGGCAACAUCU
Messenger RNA from Alternaria rosae, 3936 nucleotides. RefSeq names its product P-loop containing nucleoside triphosphate hydrolase protein. The record is from RefSeq and is a predicted model, not a curated record. Gene Ontology annotation, cellular component: nuclear RNA-directed RNA polymerase complex. The coding region runs from base 128 to 3814 and encodes 1228 amino acids. Gene Ontology annotation, biological process: regulatory ncRNA-mediated heterochromatin formation. Lineage: Eukaryota; Fungi; Ascomycota; Dothideomycetes; Pleosporales; Pleosporaceae. The transcript has 3 exons. Gene Ontology annotation, molecular function: helicase activity.